Messenger RNA from Myiozetetes cayanensis, 9661 nucleotides. RefSeq names its product pyruvate dehydrogenase phosphatase regulatory subunit (gene PDPR). Gene Ontology annotation, cellular component: cytoplasm; mitochondrial matrix; mitochondrion. The record is from RefSeq and is a predicted model, not a curated record. The transcript has 18 exons. Gene Ontology annotation, molecular function: oxidoreductase activity; protein binding. NCBI's taxonomy places the organism in Eukaryota, Metazoa, Chordata, Aves, Passeriformes, Tyrannidae. Bases 205 to 2844 code for a protein of 879 amino acids.
CCGCCGCCCUCACACCCCUCCCCUCAGGCUGCUGCCUGAGGACCCCCCUUCCUUCCCCCCGGCUCGUGGCAAAGCUGUUCCCGGAGAGGCCUCCGCGGUGCCCCGUGCCGGUGGCUCUGGUCGCGGACUUCGUUUCUUUCCGCAGGAGUGGUGCUGGGGUGACAUCUGAGCACGCCCGGGCGGGGCUUUGAGGAAGCUGCCGGGAUGUUUCUCCGCCUGCUGUCCGAUGUGCAGUGGCGGGCAGCCAGCCCCAGAUGGAGGAGGAUGAGCAGCUCCCGGAGAGGCACCUCCACCACGGCAGAACCUCACCCGGUUUCCCUGCCGGCACAGGCACAGGUGGUCAUCUGUGGGGGUGGAAUCAGCGGCACCUCCGUGGCCUAUCACCUUGCCAAGAUGGGUUGGAAGGAUAUAGUCUUGCUUGAGCAGGGCAGGUUGGCUGCUGGCACCACUCGCUUCUGUGCCGGCAUUGUGAGCACAGCCAGGCCCGUGUCCAUAGAGCGGAAGAUGGCACACUAUUCCAACAAGCUCUACCAGCAGCUGGAACAGGAGACAGGAGUGCCAACAGGGUACACGAAGACAGGCUCUCUUUCCCUGGCUCAGACUCAGGACCGGCUGAUCUCCCUCAAACGCAUCGCUUCGUCGCUCAGUGUCAUGGGCAUUCCCUGUGAAAUCAUCACCCCGAAGCAAGCGCUGCAGCUCCACCCGCUCAUCAACAUCCACGACCUCGUGGGGGCCAUGUACGUGCCGGAAGAUGCGCUCGUGACGUCUGCCAAUGUGAGUCUGGCUCUGGCAACCGCUGCCUCACGAAAUGGUGUGCAGAUUCACGAAAGGACGAGUGUCAGUCACGUCACGGUCCAGAAGGGUCGUGUGACUGGAGUGGAGACUGACAGGGGACGGAUUCAAUGCCAGUACUUCGUCAACUGCGCUGGCCAGUGGGCCUAUGAGCUGGGCCACUCUGGGGAGGAGCCAGUCCACAUCCCACUCCAUGCCUGUGAACACUUCUACCUGCUGACACACCCCUUGGCGGAGCCUCUGUCCAGCAGCUUACCGACUGUUGUUGACCCAGAUGGCAGGAUCUACAUACGCAACUGGCAGGGUGGCAUCCUCUCAGGAGGCUUUGAGAAGAACCCCAAACCUCUCUUCACAGAGGGACGGAACCAGCUGGAGAUUCAGAACCUUCAGGAAGAUUGGGAUCAUUUUGGGCCCCUCCUGAGCGCCCUCCUGCGCAGGAUGCCGGGUCUGGAGGCUCUGCAGAUCCUGCAGUUGGUGAACUGCCCGGAGUCCUUCACGCCAGACAUGAGAUGCAUCAUGGGCGAGUCGCCCACUGCGCGGGGCUACUUCGUGCUGGCCGGCAUGAACUCAGCUGGGAUUUCCUAUGGUGGGGGAGCAGGCAAGUACCUGGCAGAGUGGAUGGUGAAUGGGUACCCCUCAGACAACGUGUGGCCUCUGGAUCUGAAGCGCUUUGGCACCCUGCAGAGCAGCCGCACCUUCCUCCGUCACCGCGUUAUGGAAGUCAUGCCCCUCAUGUGUGACCUGAAGGUUCCCCGCUGGGACUUCCAGACGGGCAGGCAGCUGCGCACGUCGCCACUGUACGACCGCCUGGACGCGCAGGGAGCCAGGUGGAUGGAGAAGCACGGAUUUGAGAGGGUCAAGUAUUUCGUGCCGCCUGGGAAAGAUCUGCUGGAUUUGGAUCACAGCAAGACCUUUUACAAACCGGACUGGUUUGAUAUCGUGGGUGCCGAAGUGAAGUGCUGUAAGGAAGCCGUUUGUGUUAUUGACAUGUCGUCUUUUACCAAGUUUGAAAUAAGUUCCACAGGAAACCAGGCCCUGGAGAGUCUGCAGUAUCUCUUCUCGAAUGACCUGGAUGUGCCAGUUGGGCACGUUGUGCACACAGGCAUGCUUAAUGAGAAAGGAGGGUAUGAGAAUGACUGCAGCAUAGCCCGGCUCAGCAAACGCAGCUUCUUCAUGAUCUCCCCCACUGACCAGCAAGUCCAUUGCUGGGCCUGGCUGAAGAACCGCUUGCCAGAUGACAGCAACCUGACCCUGGAGGACGUGACCUGGAAGUACACAGCUCUCAAUCUGAUUGGCCCCCGUGCUGUGGAUGUGUUGUCUGAGUUGUCCUAUGCCCCCAUGACUGCAGAACACUUUCCCUCUCUCUUUUGCAAGGAGAUGAGCGUGGGCUAUGCCAAUGGCAUCCGUGUGAUGAGCAUCACUCACACAGGAGAACCCGGAUUCGUGCUUUAUAUCCCCAUAGAGUACGCCCUCCACGUGUACAACGAGGUGAUGAACAUGGGGCAGAAGUACGGGAUCCGCAAUGCCGGUUAUUACGCGCUGCGCAGCCUGCGCAUUGAGAAGUUCUUCGCCUUCUGGGGCCAGGACCUGGAUGCUUUUACCACUCCCAUGGAGUGUGGACGUGAGUUCCAGGUCAAGCUGGAAAAGGGAAUGGAGUUUGUGGGCCAGGAGGCGCUGCUGGAGCAGAAGCAGAACGGGGUGUACAAGCGCUUCACCAUGUUCAUCCUGGAGGACCACGACACGGACAUGGACCUCUGGCCCUGGUGGGGGGAGCCCAUCUUCCGCAACGGCCGCUACGUGGGCAAGACCACCAGCAGCGCCUACAGCUACACCCUGGAGCGCCACGUCUGCCUCGGCUUCGUGCACAACUUCGACGAGAAGACGGGAGAAGAGCUGGUGGUGACCACUGACUUCAUCAACCAGGGAGAGUACGAGAUCGACAUCGCCGGGCAGCGCUUCCAGGCCAAAGCCAAGCUCUACCCCUUCAGCUCCCUCUUCACGCAACGGCGCCGCAAGGAUGAGGUGGAACUGAGUGGCUACCAGAGGGAGUAGUGGCCCCCCAACCCGCUCCUUGUCCCAGGCUGGAGCUUCUCCAUCUUCCAACCCUUUCUCCUCACCUCGUAUAUAUCUUUUCCUUUCUUGUCUUGCAACUUUUAACCUUUUUUCCAGUGUGUUACAUUUUGUAUAUUUUAAACCCUUCAUUUUCCACCUUUCCCCCCGCUCCUGUCUGUCCUCCUCCUUUUCAACGCUCGCCAGGCUCCCCCGUGUCGCAGUGGAUGAAGCACAGUGCUGGACGUGCAGGGGUGCCUGUGCAGGAGCGAACUGCACCAGAGCCCCUGGCCUUCUGGUGGUGGGAAGGGUCGGGGUGAAGCCCUGAGGACCACACACCCUUCCUCCCCGCUCUGCAGGCGCGGUGCUGCCUGCGGUGCUGCCUGCGGUGCGGGGUGAUCGCUGUGCCCUCCCCCUGGCAGAGGGGUGGGGUGUGGACGCACACAGCAAUAGAACGAUCAGCUACCUCAGUGGCAGGGGCAGAGCGUGGUGUGAGCACAGCCACCAGGCAGGCUCCAGUGCCCUUUGGGUGUUUCCCCAGCCGGGGCCUCGAGCGUGUUUGACGUCAGAGCUCUGAGCUGGCGGUGGCGCUGGUAAGUUGGAUGUCGUUGGGAUGGGAUUUUUUUUUUUUUUGCCUGGGGUGGCUGAAAAUCUAAAUGGCCUUCUCUAAUUAUAGCUGAAGAUCAACACGUGCAUUUCACUUCUAUAAAGGAAUGUGUGGGUUUUUUGGUUUUUUUUUUUUAAUUAGCAAAAAUACUGAUUUUUAACAAGGACGGAUACAUUAGUGUUUAAUGUUAAUAGCAGUGUUGAAAUGCUGCUUCUGUUUAAGCUGCACAAUAUACAAUCUCUUUGGGGAUUGUCUUUCACUUUGUUUCUCUGACUUGGUCAAACUCUUCUGGCAAGGUUCAUGUAAAACUUGUGUUGGUUUGGGGAACUUGAGCAGCAGGAGGAGACAACAUCUUGUAGUUUUAGCUGCCCAUGGUUUAUUUGAAGUUAAAGACCCAGCCAUUUGUCUCACCUGUGGUGCAGGAAACACUGGGUUUUCUUCUGCUGGUUAGAAAACAUCUCAGCAGCUUCUGCUGGACUGGAGAAGUUGUGUUGUGGUUUUCUUCUCAAAUCUGUUGCACUUCUUUCUUCUCUCCCAGUAGUACCUCAUCUGAAGGGUUGAUAGGGGAGUGAAGGGAGCGUGGCAGUGGGAUUGUGACUUGCUUUCCUUCAGCGCUGCUCUUUGCAUCUGGCUUCUCCUGCAGAUGCUCCAGGCAGUGCAGCUGGGAUUCACCCCUUCCUUGUGUGUCAAAGUGUGCCAGUUGGAACACUGCUGGUAAAUGGUGCAGAAGUGGGGGGGUUGCUGAAUUUCAUUGUGCACAUGUACAUCUUCUUUUUCUUCUUCACCUUUUGAGCACAAUCAAAAGCAAAGACUCUUUCUAUUUACUUGAAAAAAGAUCUGUUAAACAUUUUCCUUGCCUCUGUCAUGGUCUUUCUGCUCCAGCAUCUCCUCUGGAGUUCAAACACAACACUGCACUGAUGUCUGCCCUGUCAGCCGUGAUGAACACUUUCUCUAUGAUCUACAAUCUUCUUUGGGCACUUUAUUUUCCAGUUAAAUGGUGAGCAUCAACAGUGUAAAUAUGAGCUCAAAACCUUCCCUGGUUCUUGUUUUAGGUUUGCCUUCUGCUGCUUUAGUUGCUUCAGGUGGCACCUUCAGCUGAGUCUGUGGCUGCUGGUGCAGGGCAGGGUGUGAGGGAGUGAAGGAUUUGAGGUGUGGUGUAGUGGGCUGAACGUAGAUGUCACUUCUUCCAGCGUCUGUUCCUCUGUCAGUGAUGACUUUCGUUGUCGUGUGACCUCUUCCAGGAUUUCAAACUUAGUUCUGAAUUGACCUGCAAAAUUUCCCAGCCUCUGAAAUGGAGUGGCCACAGUGGGACAGCUGUGUGAGGUCUCCCAGCCCGGAGUGCUCUGUGCAGCUGCUCUAGGCAGAGAUUCCUCCUGCCUGUCAUUUCCUCCAAACUCCCCUAUUAGUGCUCUCUGAGUUGAAAUUUUGUCUGGUGUGUUAGAAUUAAUUGCUUAAAUGAAAGGUUCAUAAAGCAUCUAAUAGCAGUUUAAACUCUGUAAUUACUUCUUGCAUAUCCUUUCUGCCUUGGAGGGAUCCCUCUGUUCCUGUGCGGGAUGGAUGUACCAAGGAGGACCUUGGUCUGUCUCCAUUGGUUUUAUGGGAUGUUGCUUUGCCUUCCUUAUCCAGGGAAAUGGGUGCUCAGCCAGAGAAAGAGUUUUGUAGGUGAGGCUUGGGGUGUGUCUUAGAGCAGCCCUUCUGAUUAGGGUUUAUUGACCCUUUGUUGUUGCUGGUGAGGCAAGGCACUUCUUCAGGGGAAGGCAAAGUGUAGGGCCAGGGUGUGCUGAGGUGCAUCAUGCAAUUCCUGAAGAGAGAUUUUAGCUGGAACCACUCAGUUUGUUCUCUGCAGAGUUAGAACUGGUUAAAACCAACCAAGGAAAGUCAGCAGCGUGCUGUCCUCUACCAGGCACUCCUCCCUGCAGUAUCAAUUAGGUUGCAGCCAGAUUAUAUUCCUCCUUGUGAUUAUUUUUCCUUUUCCCUAAUUUAUGGGUGCCUGUUAUUUCCUCAGGCAACUUUUCAUACAUGGGUGUCUCUCCUCCAGCAGUUCUGACAAUAAAAUUGUGGUUUAUGAGCUACUUUUGUCAUUGUGUCUGCUAAGGUUUAUUUUAUGUCUGGAAGGUUUAUUUUAUGUCUAGAUCUAUUGACUUUUCCAUACCAAAAAUAGAGAGGGAAAAUAGUUUUCUACCAUGCUGAGAGAUACAGCAACACUUUUUGUAAUGCUGUGUUUGCUGUUUGGGACUUGGGUGGUUUGGUAAUUGUCAGUCUUGCAGCUCAUUAACGCCUACUCUGGCCUUCUCUGCUGUGAAUUCUGAUUCUUGUUUUAUAUCAGAACCCGAGGCUGCUGCUCAGGCUCAGUCGAUUUAACUUCUGGUGUAGCUAUUUUUGACCUUACAGUGGUAAAGAAUAGUUUGUUUUCACCAACUUGAACACCUGUCAAGGGGACAAUUGGAUCACGUUUUAAAAUAGUGAUGCUGAGGCUGAGGCAGAUCCUUCUAGUGUGGUGUUUUCUUCGGGAGGUAUUAAGCAGUGAUGUAAGACUAAUCCCUUUAUCUGGUGAUUAAAGUAGAGUGCCUAAAAAAAGAACAACGAAAUCUGCUGAAUAGUACCUUCAGUACACCUUCAAACCAGAAAAUUGAAAAUCUGGUCCUGGAAGCAGCUGUGGCACAGUCUGAGCAUCUAAGGUGGUAAAGAACACGGACUGUAAAAUUGUACAUCCUGAUUCUCAUCCUUAAAACUGCCUUAAAAUGCCUUCUGCUGAGAAAGGCUGGUUGUUCUGGUUCUGCAUGGUAAGACCACGCACCUUGGAUGGGGAAACACUAAAAUAGCAUCCCUGUCUGCUGCAGUGUGAGGGGAGACGGCUCAUUCUGAGCUGAAGCAGCAGCAGCUCUGCCCUCUGCACCUCGUGUGUGUCACUCCCAGAGUUGUCACCAGCUCUCUGAGCUUUGCUGUCCACAAUGGGAACAGCCCAGUUCACACUGGCCCCUUGGGAGGGAAGCUAAGGAGGGAAUCCAUCCAAGUGUGCAUGCAUGGAAGGGCUGGCUUGCCCAAGUGUUAUUUGUACUUUGGGGAACUUGGGGAAGAGGUACCACUUCCUAACUGACUGAUUUUAGAGGUGUUACACUGUCUUAACCUUGCUGUGUCCUUAUGUUCUCAUGUUUUGUUAGUCCUUGAGGACUGCAAGGCCUGACUAAAACUGGUACUAUAGAAGAGAGGCUUUACUGUUCAUAUUCAAUGAUCUGAGGGUAAAGCUAAGGCAGCCUGUUUUGGAAUGAUGUUUUCUGUUUCAGGGGGAUGUGUUACAGUCAUUUUCACAUCCAUUUUUGCCACACUUAGCUGCUGCUUGUUUUCUCUGUGCUGCCUCCCAUGUCUGGAUCAGACAGGCCCAGUUUCUGUGGCCAGGAGGGGAGGCUGUGUGGAACAUCCACUGCAUCUCCAAGUCUUGAUGUAAGCUUGGAUUCCUCCUUUCUGCUGUUGCAUUUGAGCUGCCACCAAUCAUUUGCUGUUCCUGCAGCACCUCCAAACCCCAGCCUGUGCUGCUGGAGGGUUUCUCGUGCACAGGGUUCUUCUCUUCCUUCUACCUGAUGCUUUGUCAUCAGAGCCAGGUUGGCUCUAGACCUGUCUCUCUGCAUCACUUUAAGCUCUCAUACUUUUAGGUGGUGCUGAUACCAAUAUCUGCAGCUUGCAGGCAGGUUUGUGGCCAGUGUAUAUCCCAUCAUUUAACCCUCCCUUUCCCUGUGCCAGGGUUUUCCCACUGUCCUUACCACUUCUCUGGUCUCCUUCCUCAGGUGGCUCAGCACGUCAGUCCCUUUUGCCCAUCAGAGAGCGAGGCAGGGCUGCAUAAAAACAGGGCAGGGCUGAGCUGAGGUGGGAGCAGAGGUGUGAUAGAGCUUUAAUCUUGUGCCUGUUACUUAAUUCCUUAAGCCCAGCCUUGGAGAGAUGAUCAGCCUGGAUUUCCAGCUCAGGGAGCAUCUUCCUCUGCAGCCUUGGUGCUGGGCAGAUGAGAGCUGUGGCUCUGGGCCGAGCUGGGACAGCAUCAGCACUUGUUUCCAAGCACAUUUCCCUCUCUCACGGGAGAGGUGGGAACUGGGAGCACUUGAUUGCCCUGAACACUUAAAUGGGUCUCUCUGACACCUUCUUGCAACUGUGAAGGUACAGCACUGGCAUUGCCAACCUCGUCCUUCCAGCACAUUUGAGUGAACCAGAAUGGUUAAAUUUUGGGAAGAAGUCUGUAAAACCAAGGUACUUUCUGUGUUGGGAGAGGGGGCAGCUGCUUGGAAGGGCAGAAGUUGUUUUUAUUUCAAACACAGCACUUGGCUGCUGACAAUGUCGAGCAGAAUGUUCACAACCUUUAGGUUUGUCUUCCCAAAUGAGUUUGUUAUAAUACUUGGUCAGAUUAAUUUCUGCCCAUUUCAAGAUUAUUUUUUGUUUGUUUGUCUUAAACUGCCUUUUCCUUAACUGAUUGUUUGUAUUUUUAUUUAAAAAAAAAGGCAUUCAGUCAGGGAACAGGACUUGGGGAAGGAGGGAGUUUAGGGUCAUCAGAUGACUUCAAGCUGUCACUGAAAAGUGUUGGAACAUUUUCUUUGCACUUUAAACUUUCCUUAAGCAUUAUGGCUGUAGCACCAUGCAUUUAUUUAGUGCUUUUAGCCCUCUGCAUGAGUAGUCUUUGCAUUUGAUAGGAAAAAAACCCCUUUAAUAUUUAUAAAUGCCUUAAAGCUCUGAGUGCGGUGUUUGGGCACUGAUUGUACCUGCCAUUUGGUUUCCUUCCUGGAAAACUGAGUGCUGAGCACCCAGAGCUGCUACUGAGCAAGCACUGGGGGAUGGGGGAAGCUGCUGUUGCAGAGUGAGGCUGGAAUUUGUACUGAGCUGGGAGCCCCUGUGCCUGCACAGCUGCUGGGCUGACACCUUCCUGUUUGUUUCUCCCUCUGGAAACGGAUUUAUUCACUUUUUCCUCAUGGUGUAAUGGGUUUUCUUAUUUCUUGGAGAAGCCUGGGCUGGUGCAGAGUGCUCUGUGAGUGUCCCAUUGUGUUAAAGGAAACAAAAUUCUCUGCUUGGGCGUUUCCCUGCUCUGCCACCUGACAUUUGCAGGCAGGAGUCAGUGGGAGUGGAGGGGAUCUGCUGCUGCACACAGUGUUUGCUGAGAUGGCUCUGAGGCCUCUCAUCUCCCAUUUGCCUCAAAGCUGGGCUGCAUUCCCAGUGUCAGGCUGGCUUUGUGCUGUGCUGAGGGGCUGUGUGAGAUCCCACCUGCUCGGGAUCGGGAAUCCCCACCAGGAGGAGCGGGGACGUCACCUCCAGGAGGUGACACAGCCACACUUACUGAUUUGUCAGUGCUGGUAAACAGUUGAUCUUCCCCCACGGAUUCUUGACACCUGCUACAAGCAGAGCAGAUAUUUGGGAGUCAUCGGCCCCCCCAGCUAGGACCUGAUCCAUGCUGUGUGUAUGAGAGGAAUCCUGUGCUGUCUGCCUCUUUACUUGCCACCACUGAGACUUUUUCCACACUCAAAUUCCAUGCUCUUCCCCUAGUGGAGCAGAUUUCACUUCUUCCAGUGAAACCAGAGGCAGGCUUAUGUCCCUGAAUCUCUGUUCUGUAUCUCUUGGUCAGGCUUGCAGCAGGACACUUGUCCAAACCCCUUCACUCUUUCCUCUCCUGAGAACAGAUUUUUAAAGGGCUGGGAGGAUUUUCUGACGAGUGCUACAACCGAAAUUUUAAGAACAACUGAAGUUUGAACCUGUGAAAACACUUUCCUAGUGCCUUACGCUUGUGAAUGUUGUGCAAUGGGUGGAGCUGAGGUGGGACAGAGCAAGGAGCAGCUCUCAGAGCAGCGUGGUUCCCCAUCCACCACGCCCUCCCCUUGCAGGGGCCUGGCAAGCAGAUGCCUGCAGGUUGUCUCUGGCAGCUUGGGGAGGCUCCUUCUUUGCCAUAUGGGGUCAGAGAAACCUUGUGCUGGGUGCUCUGCGUUUUUGGGGAGCAGUGGUCUCACCUCUGCAGGGUUUGGGUUCGAGGGGUUCAGGAGGGACGAGGCUGCUCCGAUUGCCAGAGCCCGUGGUGCAGGACGUGGACAGUCGUUCCCAAGCGCACAAGUCAGGGCGAGUUUGCUGCUCCCCACUGAGGCCAUGUUGUCAUGUAUGCUGUAUUUAUAUCAUGCUUGAUUUCAUUUCAUAUUUUGGUUGGCUUAAAUGUUGCUAGGUUUGUAUAUUAAUAAAGAGGCAUUUUAACUA